This is a messenger RNA of Myodes glareolus (Bank vole), 2935 nucleotides long. Its product is annotated as splicing factor Cactin. Gene Ontology annotation, molecular function: protein binding. The record is from RefSeq and is a predicted model, not a curated record. Lineage: Eukaryota; Metazoa; Chordata; Mammalia; Rodentia; Cricetidae. Gene Ontology annotation, cellular component: cytoplasm; spliceosomal complex. Gene Ontology annotation, biological process: negative regulation of innate immune response; mRNA cis splicing, via spliceosome.
AGCUACAGAGAAGCCCUGUCUCAAAAAAAAACAACAGAAACAAAAACAAACAACUUGCUUGAAGAUCCGUGUGCAGAGCCAAGCCACUAGUUAGCCACAGAAGCAGUGGUGGCACACGCCUUUAAUUUCAGUCAGGCAGACAGAUCUCUCUGAGUUCAAGGUCACCUGGGGCUACUUGAGAGUAAAUCCGUCUACAAGGAAAACAGAGCUCACAUCUUUGAUCUCAGCAUUUAGGAUAACACACCUUUAAUCCCAGGACUAAAGGCAGAGGCAGGCAGAGGCAGGCAGAUCUCUCUGAGUUCAAGGCCACACCUUUGAUCUCAGGAUUUGGGAUGACACGCCCUCCAUCCCAGCACUAGAGAGGACUCUAUAUAAGGCUGUUGUUUGGCGCAGCCUCCCUGCAGUCCCAGGUUUGGUGGAGAGCUUUGCAGACUGCAGUCACUCCGAGGACAGCAUAGCUAGCCCCUUUGUCUGAGCCGUGGUAGAGUUAAGAACUCUCUUGUGAUUUGGCUGCUUUGUUUUUCUGAUCUUCAGCUUGAACUCCAAUAACUGUCUCUGUGCUUUUUUUUUUUUUAUUAAUUGUGCUGCCUCGGAGUCUAUAAACUUGCGGGGGAAAAAGUAUAGGGUAGAAAGAACAAAGAAAGAACCUAGAAAGAACACAAAAGAGCAGAGAAUAAAGAAGGUAGCCAUCUGCUAAAUGGGUCACCACACUCGCUCGUGCUCAAGGUCCACAGGGAGCAGGGGUCGGAGGCAGCAAAGGUGGAACCAGAGCCACAGCCAGAGUCAUGGACAGAGUAGCCAGUGGCAUCAGGAGUACAAGAGGAGGCAUAAAGGCCCGCGGCACAGCCGGGGGCACAGGUCAGAUUUAGAGGGAGACCUGAUGCAAAGGUCUGGGAGGCGAAGCCGGAGCCCUCGGCCACCCCGACGGCACUCACAGGACCAGUCCUUACAGUCUGACUCCAGUGAGGAGCGCAGCUCCUGGGUCCCGCAGAAUCGGCGGCGGCGCUCCUGGUCCCCAGGGUCAUGGGCAUCUAGUUCAGAAUCCCCAAGAUGCUCUCCAAGCCCUGGGACAGCUGACCUGGCCCCGAGCCAGCCAGGGAACCUGCAGCAGCGGCUGCGGCCCCAUGAGAAGCAGAGGCAGCAAGAAGAGCUGUUCAAAGCCCUCGAGACGCCAGAGGAGAAGCGUGCAAGACGACUAGCCAAGAAGAAAGCUAAGGAGAGCAAGAAACGGGAGAGGAUGGGCUGGAGUGAGGACUAUGUGGGCUACACCAACGCCGACAACCCCUUUGGAGACAGCAAUCUACUGGGCACCUUCAUCUGGCACAAGGCACUGGAGAAGAAGGGUAUCAGCCACCUGGACGAGAAAGAGCUGAAGGAACGCAACAAGAAGAUCCAGGAGAGCAACCAGCUGGAGCUCCAAAAGGUGAAGCAGCUGCAGCAGGAGCGCGAGCGCGAGAAGACCAUGCGGGAGCAGGAGCUGGAGCUGCUGCAGAGGGAGAAAGAGGCCGAGCACUUCAAGUCCUGGGAGGAGCAGGAGGACAGCUUCCACCUGCAGCAGGCCAAGCUGCGCUCCAAGAUCCGCAUCCGAGCCGGGCGGGCUAAGCCCAUCGACCUGCUGGCCCAGUACAUCAGGGCAGAGGACGACGACCUAGCCGUGGAGAUGCAGGAGCCCUACACCUUCCUCAUUGGCCUCACAGUGGCGGACAUGGAAGACCUGCUGGAGGACAUCCAGGUGUACAUGGACCUGGAGCAGGGUAAGAACGUGGACUUCUGGCGGAACAUGACAAGCAUCACGGAGGAUGAGAUCUCCAAGCUCCGCAAGCUGGAGGCCUCAGGCAAGGGCCCAGGGGAGCGCCACCGCGAGGGCAUCAACGCCUCGGUCAGCUCCGAUGUGCAGUCGGUGUUCAAGGGGAAGACAUACAACCAGCUGCAGGUCAUCUUCCAGGGCAUCCAGGGCAAGAUCCGAGCAGGUGGCCCCAACCUGGACAUGGGUUACUGGGAGAGCCUGCUGCAGCAGCUGCGCCCGCGCAUGGCCAGGGCCAGGCUCCGUGAGCGCCACCAGGAUGUUCUGAGGCAAAAGAUGCUCAAGCUGAAACAGGAGCAGGGGGUGGACAGAGAGACACUGUGCUCCAUUCUCAAGUCCGAGCCCAAGGCCAUUCACGGGCCCGGGCCCUCGGCGGACCCUGAAGAAUCCGAGGGGGCUCCGGCACCUGGGGAUGGGGAAGCGGACAAGGACAUGGACAGAAAUGGCGAGGCGGUGCAGAUGGAGGAGAACCCGAUCCAGGAGAGCCUGGCAGACUACUACGAUGCAGGCCUCUACAGCCCGCGGCUGCUCAUGGCACACGAGCAGCCACUGGACGCACACGUGCUGGAGCCGCAGGAGGACCUUCAGCGCCUGCUGCAUUCGCGGCUGCAGCUCCAGGCCACAGGCGACGCGGGCGACAGUGCCGAGGACAUCCUCUUGCAGCGCGCGCGAGAGGGCUUGGGGCAGGACGAGGCACAGUUCAGCGUGGAGAUGCCGCUGGGCGCGCGCGCCUACCUGUGGGCAGACAAGUACCGGCCGCGCAAGCCGCGCUUCUUCAACCGCGUGCACACGGGCUUCGAGUGGAACAAGUACAACCAGACGCACUACGACUUCGACAACCCGCCGCCCAAGAUCGUGCAGGGCUACAAGUUCAACAUCUUCUACCCCGACCUCAUCUGCAAGCAAGCCACGCCGGAGUACUUCCUGGAGGCCUGCGCGGACAACCGCGACUUCGCCAUCCUGCGCUUCCACGCUGGGCCGCCCUACGAGGACAUCGCCUUCAAGAUCGUCAGUGGCGAGUGGGAGUAUUCGCAGCGCCACGGCUUCCGCUGCCAGUUUGCCAAUGGCAUCUUCCAGCUGUGGUUCUACUUCAAGCGCUACCGCUACCGAAGAUGACACCCGCAGGGCAGG